Molecule: messenger RNA, 3231 nt
Organism: Monopterus albus (swamp eel)
Lineage: Eukaryota; Metazoa; Chordata; Actinopteri; Synbranchiformes; Synbranchidae
Gene: slc4a11
Product: solute carrier family 4 member 11
Exons: 21
Coding region: 134-2722 (862 amino acids)
Biological process (GO): monoatomic anion transport; monoatomic ion homeostasis; transmembrane transport
Cellular component (GO): basolateral plasma membrane; plasma membrane
Molecular function (GO): solute:inorganic anion antiporter activity
Source: RefSeq, a predicted model, not a curated record
UCUUUGACACGUAGCCAAGCGACGGGCCACAAAGUCAGCGUCUGGGUUUUUACUGGUCUCAUGUGGACGAGCAAAUAAAUCAGAAAACCGGUGAGAGAAGAUUCCCCAACGUUUUCUGGAGACCAGCAACGUAAUGAAAACUGAAAAGGACGGUGAAGAGGUGACCGGGGUGUCGGCAAAUCGAUUCACCGGAGAGGCGCCUCCCUCUGGGAUGUCCAAGAAUGGGUACUUUUUUCAAGAAAUGGAGCAGCGGGAGGUGGAGCAGGAGGAGGGCAGCGAGUGCCGAGAGGAAAUACAAGACUCGCCAAUCGCCUGUGGAGAUGACAUCCACCUCUAUGACAACCAGAUCAGCCCUGGGUCAGACGCUGACGACUGUGGCUGUGUGUUACUGAACACAUCAAGAAGGUAUGUGAAGCUGAUGAACUUUCAAGAGGAAGUUCGGGCACAUCGGGACCUGGAUGGCUUCCUGGCGAGGGCCAGUAUUCUGCUGGAUGAGACGGCUGCCUCCCUGGAUGACGUUCUGAAGAGAAUGUUGCACCACGUGGGUCAGGACAGUCAUGCAUCUGAGCCUGGCUGCAACUUCGAGGAGGUGAUGAGCAUGCUUUUCACAGAUGCAGGAGCUCAGGAGGUCAACGACAAGUCUCAAAGUUUCGUUUUCUUUGAUGACGUUCAUCUGCUGUCAGAGACGAUCCAGGGGGUGACGGCCACUGCCACCGGGAUCCAGUACCAGCAAUCCUGGCUCUGCAUCCUCUGCAACGUGAAGCAUCUCCAGAGGCGUCACGUGUGCAUCUCCCGCCUGGAGAGACCGCAGAACUGGGGAGAAAACUGCUGCGAGGUCCGCUAUGUCAUCCUGAUAUUGGCCCCGUUGAAAAUGAAAAGCACCAAGACAGCGAUGGAGCUGGGCAGGACGUUCGCCACCCUCUUCUCUGACAUCUCCUUCAGGCAGAAACUGCUGGAGACCAAGACGCAAGAGGAGUUUAAAGAGGCGCUGGUGUUCCAGCGGCACCAGCUGACAGCAGCCAACCAGCAGCCUAUUGCUUUGGGGAAGGAGGAGACAGACCCCCGCAGUCACAAACCCCUCACGUGCAAAGAUUUCUUCAAAGCCGGCCGGGGGAUUUACGAGGACUUGCGCCGCAGACUGCCUUUCUACGCCUCUGACUUCACAGAUGGUAUAGUUGGCAGUAAUAAAACCCUGUUGAAGUACAUGACCACAGCUAUCUUCCUCUACAUUGCCAUCCUCCUCCCCGCCAUCGCUUUCGGCUCCCUCAAUGAUGAGACCACACGUGGUGAGAUCGAUGUUCGGAAGACCAUCAUUGGCCAGAGCAUCGGCGGGGUCGUCUACUCGUUGUUCGCCGGCUCUCCUCUAGUCAUCCCUCUCACCACAGCUCCCCUCGCCAUCUUCAUCAGUGUAAUUCGAGGAAUUUGUGACGACUACGACCUGGACUUCCCAUCUUUCUAUGCUUGCAUCGGUCUGUGGAACUGUCUCUUCCUCAUCCUGGGAGGGAUCUUCAACGUCAGCCUGCUCAUGAAGCUCUUCAAAAGAUCGACAGAGGAGGUCAUCGCCCUGUUCAUUUCCAUUGCAUUUGUGGUUGAUGCAGUGAAAGGCACAGUGAAAAUCUUUCACAGAUACUAUCACGCCCCGACGCUGACUAACAGGAGCACAGAGGGCUAUCCUCAGGGUGGAAACCUGCUGGGAAGCAACAGGAGUGAAGUAGCUGGGCUGGUGUUCAACACCCUCCCUGAAUCCCUCAUCCAGUGCACUCGAGAGAGGCCUGUCCUCUGCCUCCUGCUGAUGCUCGGGACAUUAUGGAUGGGCUACACGCUUUACCAGUUCAAAAGAAGUCCGUUCCUGCAUGCCAAAGUGAGGGAGGUGCUGUCGGACUGUGCCCUGCCGAUCUCUGUGCUCCUCUUCUCCUUCAUCGGGUCCUACAUCUUCAGUGACAUUGAGCUUCCGGUCUUUAAUUUUAAAGACCGGCCCGUCUUCAGCGUAGCCCCAUUCGAGCGGCUGUCGGCCAUGAACAUUGUCAGCGCUAUGGGCCUCGGUUUCCUCUUGGCCCUCCUCAUCUUCAUCGACCAGAACAUUGUAGUCUCCCUGACCAACGCUCCAGAGAACAGGUUGCUGAAGGGCACAGCGUAUCACUGGGACCUGAUGCUCUCUGGACUCAUUAACAUACUGAUGUCAGUGCUGGGGUUGCCCUGGAUGCACGCCGCCUUCCCCCACUCCACCCUCCAUGUUCGCCAGCUGGCUUUUGUGGAGCAGCGCGUAGAGCGGGGGCACCUUUAUGAGACUAUCGUCCAGGUGAAGGAGACCCGGCUGACGUCUCUCGCUGCCAAUAUCUUCAUCGGAGUGUCGGUGCUACUGCUGCCCGUGCCGUUGCAGUGGAUCCCCAAACCCGUCUUGUACGGCCUCUUCCUCUACAUCGCCCUCACCUCCAUCGACGGAAACCAGAUGUGUGACCGCAUGGCACUCCUCCUCAAGGAGCAGACGUCGUACCCACCUACCCACUACAUCCGCAAAGUGCCCCAGAGAAAGAUCCACUACUUCACCUUCCUGCAGAUGAUGCAGCUGCUGGUGCUGUGCACGUUUGGCAUGUACCCGAUACCAUAUAUGAAGAUGAUCUUUCCUCUGGUCAUGAUCCUGCUAAUCCCAAUGAGGAACAACGUGCUUCCUCAUAUCAUUGAGGCCAAAUAUUUGGACAUAAUGGAUGCCCAACACAUGUAGCUACAGAUGGAGACUGGCUCUGGAUCCAAAAAAAAAGAUGUCUGGAGUUUUAAAAAAGUACUGAGGAUAAAAAAAAAAAACAUUUUUCAAUGCAAAACUGUACGUAAGCAAAAAGGAGAACUACAGACUGUUUUGUAUCCGAUGAGAACAUUCUUACAGGUGAAGCACUGGAAACGUGGGAAGUUGUGUGAGGAAGAGUGAUGAGAGCUGUGAGAAAGUUUCCAAACGUGGACAGACGGCAUCUCAGCGGGGAAACUUCCGCCCAAAAACCGGACGGUCCAGAACGCCCUCUUUCUCCUCCAUGUGAUCCUGUCAGAGCGUUGAGUGCCAUACACCGCCACAUCCUCCUCUCACUCCUUUACUUUGUGUGAUAACACUUCACAGUAUCCUUCCUGCAGUGUAUGAAUCUAACCUGUGGGUACAGUAAGUGCUUAAAGUACUCACUAAUACUGUGCAAGUAAUAAAAAUGCUGCCAGUGCACAUUGUGUAGUACUGAGAAAGAUGCAAUG